GUCUCGGAGUCACUGCGGAGUCACUGCGGCCUGAGUCUCGCGGAGACAUGAGUGACGCCGGAGGCGAUGGCGCGCGCCUCAGGCGCUACCCCAAGCUUCCGGUGUGGGUGGUGGAGGAUCACCAGGAGGUUCUGCCUUUCAUAUACCGGGCCAUAGGUUCGAAGCAUCUUCCUGAUAGUAAUAUACGUUUUUUACAUUUUGACUCCCACCCAGACCUCCUUAUUCCUGUGAAUAUGCCAGCAGACACUGUGUUUGAUAAAGAAACACUCUUUCGAGAACUGAGUAUUGAAAAUUGGAUUAUACCUGCAGUUUACGCUGGCCAUAUUUCUCACGUAAUCUGGCUUCAUCCAACAUGGGCCCAGCAAAUCAGAGAGGGCAAACACCACUUCUUAGUAGGCAAAGACAUUUCUACCACAACCAUCAGGGUUACAAGUACAGAUUAUUACUUCCUAAGUGAUGGUCUGUUUGUACCUGAAGAUCAGCUAGAGAACCAAAAGCCCUUGCAGUUAGAUGUGAUGAUGGUAGAACCUUACAAACUCUAUAGCAAUCAAGAUGACAGUGACUCUGCGUCAUCUACAAAGAAGCCAAAGAUGGCACCGGGAGGUGGAGAGAGCACUGCCGCGGCUGAUGGGGAUUCUUGCUCAGAAGAACAUCGAGGGGACGAAGUGACACCAAGAAGUGACCAUGCUUGCCCAGAGCCAUCCACAUCCUGCUCAUGUUCUGGAAGUGAGCAGAGCCAGAGUGCAGCCAGCGCUGGGGAAACCCUAGACAUACUGAAGACGGGAGACGCGUUUGUUUUAGAUAUUGACUUGGAUUUUUUUUCUGUCAAAAAUCCCUUCAAAGAAAUGUUCACUCAGGAUGAGUUCAAAAUUCUACAGGAGCUUUACCGGUUUAAAAAGCCGGAUAGUAACCUUCCUGAGGAAGAUUUGGUAGAGAUUGUUGAUUCUCGAACUCAUCAGUUAGAAGAUUUAGAAGCAGUUUUUGCUGAUCUGUGUGACAGCGACAGUGAAGAAACUGUACGGGGCUGGGCUGCAAACCCUGGAAUGGAAUCACUAGUUCCACUCGUACAGAGUUUGAAAACACGGACAGAAGUACCUGACUAUGAAAUGGUUCACCAGGCUGGGCUAACCUGUGAUUACUCAGAACUUCCUCAUCAUAUCAGCACAGAAGAAGAAAUCGAUAAUCUUAUUCAGUCUAUGUAUUUUCUAUUGAAAAGUCUACCAAAGCCUACUCUUGUGACGAUUGCAAGGUCAAGUCUGGAUGAUUACUGUCCUCCUGAACAAGUUGGCAUGAUUCAGGAAAAGGUCCUCGAUGUGCUGCACUCUCUCUACGGGACCCUGGACACUCGUCUGGUGUACUUAGAAGCGUCCCCUCAGAGUUGAGACUUUUUAUUAUAUGAGAUUUAUUUAUUUAUUUAUUUAUUCAUUCAUUCAUUCAUUCAUUCAGCUGAUAUUUAUUUAGCACUGUCAUGUGUCAAGCACUAUUAAAGACAAGAUGUCCUGCCCUCCUGCAAGAGACUUGAGAGGCAAAUAAUGGCCUGCGAACAGUCUCAAGAAAACAAGGGAGAGCCACAGCUGUGUCUGGCCUACUGUCAGUUCUCAAGGCGCCCUGGCCUUAUAAGAAAGUAACAUUCUCAAUAGUCAUGUAGAAAGAGCUUUGCCCGUCCAUGACAACAUCUGCAGCAAGUCUGCGGGUCUAAAGUUGUUGGAAUUGCGCCCACACUUUUGCUAAAUGUUCUCCAGACUUGUUUUGUUUGAGUAAGCCUAAUCAAACAAAAUUGUAGGCUUUGAGGUCUUUGUUUUGUUUUUGGUUUAGUUUGUAGUUUUGGUUUUAGUUUGGUUUAGUUUUUGUUUAGUUUUUGUAGGCCAGCCUCUACAAAGUGAGUUCCAGGACAGCCAGGACUACACAGAGAAACCCUGUCUCGAAAAACAAACAAACAAACAGAAAAAAUCAAGGUCAAUAAAUUUUUCUGAUGAACCAACUUUUUAAGGAAAAGAAAUAAGACAAUUACAUCUUUGUGACCUGAUGUAAAUACCCAAGGAUAGCUGCCUUCCAGCCUUCUCGAAGUGUGACUGAGCACAGUGGGUCCACCCUUAGGUGAAUGCAAAGAGACAACUAAGAAGAGUGAAGAACAGUUUAUUGUUUGAAGCUGGGAGAAUAGCACUAGGAAUAUUUAUAAUAUGUGAAGAACAGAAGGGAGGACUUGUGAAAGUUUUUACUGGAAAGGAGAGAAUAUUUUCUGCUACUUGCAUUAGAGAUUGUGCUUCAUAUAUUUAAUGAGCCAAGUUUGCCCUUAGUGACCAGGAAGAGUGUCCGCAGAUGCCACUGUUUAUCCCCGGAGUUCCCACCCCGCCAGCUGUGAUAGGACUAUCUUUAUCAUGGAAGUUAGUUUCUCUGUGCGCCUUUUCUCUGCACUUUGGUUCACUUUUGUUCAGUAAUUACUUCCUAACUGCUUGAUUUCUUUAAAGGGUAAGAUGAUGUGUAAAGGAUAAAAAAAAAAAAAAAAAAACAUCCAUCACUCCUGCAUGAGCACAACAGCCCUCGCCUGCACGUGUGCCUGGAGGGUCGAGUAGCCAAGAUCAGAGCUCGCUUCGACUGGUACUCCAGGAUGUGUUACCCUUGUGAUGUGUUACCCUUGUGAUGCGGAACAUGGAAACAUACUCCAUUCUUAACACUAGUUAUGUUUUCCUCUGGUGAAUUCUCUUGACACUGAGGAGAUCUACAAAAUCUAAUACUGUGAAAGCUUGUUUGUAUUGUGUAAACAAAACCAACUGAUUUACCUGUCCAGUCUGAUACCCAAAAGGUUUGUGUUCUUACAAACGUAGAAUUGUAAAACUGUUAAGUUCUGAAAGUUUCCUGUAAAUAGACAUUUCUAUGAAUAAAUUAUUCUAUGUGCAAAAUGAAAUUAAAUGAUGUGUUUGGAAGUUUUAAGGCUUUCAGGUCAAACUAUAGAACUAA
Grammomys surdaster is the source of this 2958-nucleotide messenger RNA. RefSeq names its product chromosome unknown C5orf22 homolog (gene CUNH5orf22). Bases 48 to 1382 code for a protein of 444 amino acids. The record is from RefSeq and is a predicted model, not a curated record. NCBI's taxonomy places the organism in Eukaryota, Metazoa, Chordata, Mammalia, Rodentia, Muridae. The transcript is spliced from 9 exons.